CGCAGCAGGCGUGAAACAGGAGACGGAGUGGAGCUGUGGGAGGUGUCGUGGGUGAUGUACAGCGAGCAGGGAAAGGCUUCGCUUCAAUGUUGUCUGCAGAUAAUAUCGCGUAAAAAAAGUUCCGUUUGAGUGAAUGGAGAUGGUGCGAGCGAGUGUGAUGACGUCACGCGGUAGCGGCUGAGCAGGAGGACCGGGAUGGUGAGCUAGCAGCUGCUCUCUGCGACAGCAUCCCCGUGCCCACUGAAGUCCGUAUAAGCAGGAGACAGUAAGGAUGGACUCUAUGUCUCUGAUGAGUGGAAGCAGGAACCCUGUGUUCCUCACAGCCUCCUCCUCCCACCACCAUGCCCAGGGCCCCCUGCUGCCCAACGGCAUGAAGAAUGGAGCUGCAGAUCCAGGAAGCUGGUGCGUGUCUGCUCAGCCUACUGUGGCCAUUCUGGGAUCAGGUGACUUCUCCAAGUGCCUGACCAUUCGCCUGCUGCGCUGUGGCUUCCAUGUGGUGGUGGGUAGCCGCCAUCCCAAAUUGGCAGCCCACUCAUUUCCACAUGUGGUGGAUGUAACACACCAUGAAGAUGCUGUGGGGAAGGCUAACAUUGUAUUCCUGGCAAUCCGCCGUGAGCACUAUUCUGUUGUGUGGGACCUCAAACACCUACUGGAAGGGAAGAUCCUGGUGGAUGUGAGUAACAAUAAGCGAGCGAACCAGUAUCCAGAGUCCAACGCUGAGUACCUGGCUUCACUGCUGCCUGACUCCAUCGUGGUCAAAGGCUUCAACGUCAUCUCAGCCUGGGCCAUGCAACAGAGCUACCCUAAGGAUGCCAGCACACAGGUGUUCAUCUGCAGUGACUCAGUGGAGGCCAGGCAGCAGAUCAUGGAAUUAGCCCGGCAGCUCAACUUCCAGCCGGUGGACAUGGGCACCCUGUCUUCUUCCCAUGAUAUUGAGAACAUGCCUAUCCAGUUAUUCCCUGGCUGGAAGGGCCCUGUUCUUGCUGCUGUGGCCCUCUCCAUCUUCUUUUUUUCUUACUCGUUUAUUCGAGAUAUAAUUCACCCAUAUAUGAAAUACAAGCAGAGUGACUUUUACAAGAUCCCAAUAGAGAUAGUGAAUCGGACACUGCCUACCGUCGCCAUCACUCUCUUGGCCCUGGUGUACCUUGCAGGACAGUUAGCAGCUGCCCACCAACUCUACUAUGGCACCAAGUACAAGCAUUUCCCACACUGGCUGGAAAACUGGCUGCAGAGCCGGAAACAGCUGGGCCUCCUCAGUUUUUUCCUGGCUGCCGUUCAUGUUCUCUACAGUGUGUGCCUGCCUCUGAGAAGGUCUGAGAGAUACCUGCUGCUCAACACUGCUUAUCAACAGGUCCACUCUAACAUGGAAAGCACAUGGAACGAGGAAGAAGUGUGGAGGGUGGAGAUGUAUGUUUCCUUUGGGAUCAUGAGUCUGGGGCUGCUGUCUCUGCUGGCUGUCACCUCCAUCCCGUCUGUCCACAGCACGCUCAACUGGAGGGAAUUCGGCUUCAUACAGUCCACUCUGGGGUACAUCGCCCUGCUCAUUGCGACCUUCCACGGGCUGUUGUUUGGCUGGAAACGCGCCUUUGAGGAGGAGGCCUACCGCUUCUACCUGCCCCCCAGCUUCGUCGUGGCCCUGGCGCUCCCGGUGUGCGUCAUCGUUGGGAAGCUGCUGAUCCUGCUCCCUUGCGUGGCCCGCAAGCUCCACCAGAUCCGCAGGGGUCAGGACAGCAGUGAGAUGAGGGGCAAGCGCAUGGAGCCGGUGGGCUCAGCUGCCCACAUUUCCCCUGAGAGGGUCACCAUUAUGUGAUCAGCGACCUGCCUGUUUGUAGCUACAGGUGAGGAACCACUGUAGUGAUUCUCACUGAGGGACUGUGUGUCUGAUGACAGCUUCAUGCUGUACCAGUGGACCUGUUGCUGUAUCCACUUAUUUAUAUUGCUCCAACGAUACUGCUUCGUAUUAUUGUGUAGUAUUUUAUCAGAACGUCACGUCUCUGCUUCGAUUCGCUGCUUUAACUGAAACUGCAGUUUGACUGCUAAAAGUGACGUUUGUACAGGUCCUGCUCAUCUGUGAGAACAGCUGUUUGCUCUUCUGUGACAUCACAUGUGAAAGUGACUGUGGAGUGUAGCAGAGGCACUGUCAGUGGGACAGAACCUGACCUGCAGCUUUGAUGAUGUUGGAGGACAGCUGCUUGCUCCUUUUCUGUCUCUCCUCAGUAUAAUACUGUACACCUGCAUUUACCUGUGUCUGUCUCUGCAGUAAGAUCUGAGGCUGUCAUUAACACAUGCAUUGUUUUCCUUACAGACCGUCGUGGAAGUGUGUAACAUUUGUGUCAGUCAGUGACGCUCAUGUGACACACAGCUGGAUCAUUCCCAGUCAGCUUCACACUGAGUGUUAGUUUAUAGUAUUUAGCUGUAUUUUUACACAGUGAAUGAACAGCCUGUGUCUAAUCUGCAGCACAUUCAGCUGCUGUUAAAUAAGCAGCAGCGCCCUCUGCUGUCUGAAUGAAGGCUGGCUUCAGAAAUCGUACUUCUCUGUAUAUUUAUUGAGUUUGUGAGGUUAACGCUUUAAGGAUUAAGGAGAUCUACAGCAGCUGGAUUAGACUACGGGCCGGAGCGGUGAUGGAUGACAGGAACGUCAGAGUACAAAUAAA
This is a messenger RNA of Oreochromis aureus, 2654 nucleotides long. It is a transcript of the gene steap2, whose product is annotated as STEAP family member 2, metalloreductase. Gene Ontology annotation, cellular component: endosome; plasma membrane. The record is from RefSeq and is a predicted model, not a curated record. Gene Ontology annotation, biological process: copper ion import. Gene Ontology annotation, molecular function: cupric reductase (NADH) activity; ferric-chelate reductase (NADPH) activity. Lineage: Eukaryota; Metazoa; Chordata; Actinopteri; Cichliformes; Cichlidae. The transcript is spliced from 6 exons. The coding region runs from base 272 to 1810 and encodes 512 amino acids.